This is a messenger RNA of Manihot esculenta (cassava), 1157 nucleotides long. Its product is annotated as elongation factor P. The record is from RefSeq and is a predicted model, not a curated record. Gene Ontology annotation, biological process: peptide biosynthetic process; translational elongation. Gene Ontology annotation, molecular function: translation elongation factor activity. Bases 195 to 920 code for a protein of 241 amino acids. The transcript is spliced from 7 exons. Lineage: Eukaryota; Viridiplantae; Streptophyta; Magnoliopsida; Malpighiales; Euphorbiaceae. Gene Ontology annotation, cellular component: cytoplasm.
UUCUAUUUUCUUUAUCGUUUUCGAGGGCUUUGCACCAACAGAUUCCUCCGACAAGCUGAACAAGCAGGCUGCAGGCCCAACCCAAAGCCUCCCUUAUCUAAGAAGAGAUGAAUUCUCUGGUACUUCGCACUCGAGGAGGAGAGGAUUAAAAUUCCUCUGCUCAUUUCUUCUAUUUUCUUGCUUCCUAAACAACCAUGGCGGGAACUUCAACCUUCAGUGCCUCUUCCGCUUAUUCCAUCUUCCGAACUUCACUUUCAUCAUCAGCAAAAACCUCACCGUUUUUUCUCUCGUCUAAACCGUCGUUUCUUCCAAUGCCCAUUUUCCCAAAAACACAUUCGCGUCCCUCUUUUCCCAGGAUUUACGCGUUGUCUAGCAACGAUAUCAAAGUGGGUACCAACAUCGAAGUUGAUGGUGCUCCUUGGCGAGUUUUAGAAUUUCUUCAUGUGAAACCUGGAAAGGGGGCAGCAUUUGUCAGGACCAAAAUCCGGAAUUAUAUAACAGGAAACACUGUUGAGAAAACUUUUCGAGCUGGAAGUGGGCUUGAGGAGGCAGACGUAUUCAAGGAGACAAAGCAGUUCACGUACAAAGAUGGUGCUCAAUUUGUCUUCAUGGACCUGAAUACAUUUGAAGAACAUCGUCUCAAUGAAUCGGAUGUUGGUGAUAAGACAAAGUGGCUGAAAGAGGGAAUGGACUGCAAUUUGCUAUUUUGGAAGGGGAAAGUUAUCGAUUUUGAAUUACCAAUCACAGUGCAGCUAACUGUAGUUGAUGCUGAUCCUGGCCUCAAAGGUGACACUGCCCAAGGUGGGUCAAAGCCAGUUACUCUGGACACAGGUGCCGUAGUUAAUGUUCCGCUAUUCAUUAAUGCUGGUGACGAAAUCUUGGUAGAUACAAGAAAUGGCCAAUAUAUGAGCCGGGCUUAGAUUUAGUGUUUCUUUUCUUUUUCUUUUUCUUUUUCUUUUUGAAGAAUUGCAAGCUAUAAUUAGUAGGAAACUCAGUUGAGCAUAUGUGUAUUCAUCGGAAGAUUUACAUAGGGUAGCAUAUGGAUCUUCUUUUGGUGGGAAGAGAUGAUAUUUUGCUUUCCAUUCUCAGCCAAAACGAAUUCUAUGUAAAUGGACAAGUUAAUAUCGGUUCUACUGCAAGCACAUUGUGUUCUUGAA